AUGGAGAGCGUGACGGGCUCGGUGCCACUGCUGGAUCCACAUUUCCACUUCUUCGACCUCCGUCCGGACACACGGUCCGGGCACGAUGGUCGGAUCCUUGAGCUGCCGGAGCACCGGCAGGGAGUCUAUGAUGUGGAGAGCUAUGAGAAGGACAUGGGGAAGGCGCCAGAGGUCUUUACCGUUCAAGGCGGUGUCUUUCUGGAGGCCGUGAGUGUGUGUCAUGUGGAGCUGGGCGGGCCAACCUACGAGGCCCACUGUUUCAAUGAAGCGUCCUAUGCGGCGGAGCAAUUAGCCAAGAGCUCCAAGAGCUAUGUCAUCGUCGCAGCAUGUGCUCUUGAAGAGCCGACGGCACCGAAGCUGUUAGCCCGAUUGGUGGAGCUUCCGCAGGUCAGGGGCAUCCGGCAGAUCUUGAAUCAUCAACCAGACUGGCCCCGGAAUGCGCGGCUGGGAGAUUUGUUGGAGAAUGUGCAGUGGCGUCAAGGUUUUUCAACAUUGCAUGAGUAUGGUCUGAGUUUUGAUUUGCAGCUGAACUUUCAUCAGUUCAAGAAAGCUGCCGAACUGCUCAGUUCACAGCCAGAAAUCUCUGUGAUUAUUGAUCACUUGGGCAGUCCCCGAUUGGAGGAUUUGUCCAAAGAAGAGUAUUGGGAGGGGCUCUUGAGCUUGGCUGCCUGCCCCAAGACCUACAUGAAGAUCAGCAUGUUGUCGUACAUCCACAAGGCCUGGGAUCAAGAGCCCUCAGUGCUAGAUGCCGUGCAUCGGAUCAUCCGCCUCUUCGGUGUGGAGCGCUGCAUGUUCGCCAGCAACACGCCAGUGGAUCAACAGGAUGCUUGGCCUCCUGACCGCCUCUACGCUGCCUUUUGGUCCCUGGCCCAGCCCUAUGGGCCUGAGAGCCUGCGUGAGCUUUUUGCCGGUACCGCACGGCGUGCCUACCGGAUGUGA
Molecule: messenger RNA, 939 nt
Organism: Durusdinium trenchii
Lineage: Eukaryota; Dinophyceae; Suessiales; Symbiodiniaceae
Source: the annotation of a GenBank genome assembly